Molecule: messenger RNA, 1605 nt
Organism: Sesamum indicum (sesame)
Lineage: Eukaryota; Viridiplantae; Streptophyta; Magnoliopsida; Lamiales; Pedaliaceae
Product: ENTH domain-containing protein C794.11c
Biological process (GO): endocytosis
Cellular component (GO): endosome; plasma membrane; clathrin vesicle coat
Molecular function (GO): clathrin binding; phospholipid binding
Source: RefSeq, a predicted model, not a curated record
GUCAAAUGUGGUAAUGGAGUAGUUAUACUUCCAACCUCAUCAAUAUUGUACACUACAUAUAUAGUAUAUAGAUAUAUGUUGGGGUGUGGGUUGGAAACACACAUCAACACUGAAAAAUGGGGUCUUUGAUGCAAGAGUUGAAGAGACAAGCUUCCUUCUUCUUGAGACAGAAAAUCAAGACUGCAAGAUUGGCACUCACAGAUGUCACUCCUGCACAGUUAUUGACAGAAGAGGUAAUAUAUGGAGAUUCAAUGGCAGCAGACAUUCAUGCUAUCACCCUCAUUUCUCGGGCUGCCUUCGAAGUAGAUGAUUAUGACAGAAUUGUGCACAUUCUGCAUCUCAGGUUGUCUAAGUUUGAUGAAGUGAACUGGAGAGGCUCUUACAAGGCUCUUGUUCUUCUGGAGCACCUUCUCACCCAUGGACCACACAGAAUUGCAGAGGAAUUUGAAUCUGAUCAAGAUAUUAUUAGAGAUAUGGCCAAUUUUAGUUAUGUGGAUGAAAAAGGGUUCGAUUGGGGAUUGAGUGUGAAGAAGAAAGCUGAAAGAGUAAUAGAGCUUCUUGAAGAUAGGGCAUAUCUGAAAGAGGAAAGAGCAAGAGCCAGAAAACUAACAUUUGGGAUCAAAGGGUUUGGGAGUUUUAGCCACAACGGAAGCUCCAACAAUGACACAAAUGCUCGUACGGUUUUGAGAUCAAACUCUCUCUUGUUUGGAGAUCAUCAUCAUCAUCAUGAUAUUGAAGUGGAGGGUAACUUAUUGGCAUCAGAUGAGUACAGCAAUUUAUUAGCAACAAACAAGAAGAUGGCUGAUGAUAAUUUAAAGGGAUGGUCACAUACGUACCGGAGCCAUGGAUAUGCUAUGGAAGAGGAUCAUCCAUUUUGGGAUAAGGAGCAUCAGACCAGAGUCUCACUUCUGUCUUCUGUAUAAUGAAACAAGUAUACAUAUAUAGAUGGAUACUAUAUAUAUAUAUAGCGAGAGAGAGAGAGAGAGGGUGUGAGAUUACAUAUAUAGAUAUCAGAGAAAAGAUAGUUUGUGUGAUGUUUAAAUGCCUGUAAAGUUUCUGAAAAAUGAUGAACAUGUCUUUUCUUUCAAGCAUAUAAAGCAUGGGAUCCAAUGAGAUGCUGACGUAGAGAGUUCUAUCAUCAUAGAACACUAACAAGUAUUUAUUCAAGUUGAACCUGAAGCAAUGCUCCAAUACAUGGUAAUAAUUGUACCCCAGAAAGAAUGCAAUAACUGAACCAUGUAACUCAGCUUCCAACAGAACACAAACAGAAGAAAGAAGACACUGUAAGGAUGUCUCUAUAUAAUUGAACCAGCCCAUGCUGCAUUGGGCAAUCAGUUUCUAGGAUUGUUCGCACAGCAAGAAUCAGGAUAUUCUGCUGUUCCACACUCACACAUUGCACAUCUAGUACAUGUAUUAGGAACAUGUAUAUAUUCAAUACGUGAAAAGGGUGAAGCACAAGACAAUAUGAUUGGAACUUCUUAAUCAAAAAAUUAAGAAUAACAUCCAGAAAUCAACUCCUCGCCUCUCAAGAUAAAUCAAUCCAACGUGAGAACAACAAAUAUAGAAAACAAAACUACUACUAGCAGGUUGCAUGCUGCAUUCCUG